AUGUCCAACGACAACAUCAUCAAGCUUACCGAGGAGACACAGCUGCGCUCAAAGCUCGAGGAGAAUGCGCAGACAGUCGCCAUUUAUUUCUGGGCAGACUGGGCAGUGCAGUGCGAGCAGGUCAACGGCGUCAUUGACGAGCUGGGCGCCAAAUACGCAAAGACCACGUUCUUCAAGGUGGAAGCCGAGGAGUUCCCGGAGAUCUCCGAGGCAUACGAGAUCUCGGCGGUGCCCACAGUGAUCAUUGCCAGGGGUGCAAAGAUCCUGGGGCGCGUCGACGGCGUCAACGUGGCCGAGAUCGUGAACCAGGUGGCCAAGAACUGCGCAGCAGCCAACGGCAUCAGCGCGCAGGCAAGCAACAGCGCAGAGGCGCCGGCCGAGAUCAAGCAGGAUCUGAACACACGGCUGAAGGGGCUGGUGGAGCGUGCGCCUGGCACGGCAGCGCAGCCCAGGUGCGGGUUCUCGAAGAAAAUCAUUAACAUGCUCAAUGAGCAGAACAUCAAGUACGGGUACUUUGAUAUCCUCAGCGACGAGGAGGUGCGCCAGGGCCUGAAGGAAUACUCGAACUGGCCCACCUAUCCGCAGCUCUACAUCGAGGGCGAGCUCGUGGGCGGCGUCGAUAUUGUCACAGAGAUGAUCGAGUCUGGUGAGCUGGCCGAGAUGAUCCCGGCUGGUAUCCAAGGCCGACUAGGCUGGAGGCUAAUGUACGCCGUUUUCAGACUGUCUUUAUAA
Linderina pennispora is the source of this 732-nucleotide messenger RNA. RefSeq names its product glutaredoxin. Bases 1 to 732 code for a protein of 243 amino acids. The record is from RefSeq and is a predicted model, not a curated record. The transcript is spliced from 2 exons. Lineage: Eukaryota; Fungi; Kickxellomycota; Kickxellomycetes; Kickxellales; Kickxellaceae.